AUGUUAAUAACAUUAGAAAGGACAAUAUUAAGAAUUAAGUCAAGAUUUUUACGUUUUUAUUCAGCUGAUGUUCAUAAUGUAAGAUUUAAUCAUCCACAAUCAUAUGAGGAUCAUGUUUUUGACGCAUCAUGGGAACCUUCAGAAAUUCGCAGAGAUGAUGCCAAAACAUUACGGAUUUCAAUGCUUGGAUUGCCAAAUGUUGGAAAAAGUACACUCAUUAAUCAAUUAGUCGGCCGUCCGGUCUGUGCCGCAUCUUCAAAGGUUCAGACGACAAAGAAAAAAUCGGAAGCUAUUUAUAUGGAUGAUAAUACACAAUUGAUAUUCAUUGAUACUCCGGGAUUGGUAAAAAGUAGUGACAUGAAAAAGUACGACUUGGAGAAAACAUUCAGAACAGAUGUUGACAAAGCAUUGGCUACAUGUGAUAUUGUCGGGGUUGUCCAAGAUGUAGGAAAUAAAGUUAGAGCUGAUGUCAUUGAUCCACGUGUUCUAGUUCUACUUAAAAACCUCAAAAUAGGAAUUCCAACUCUUUUGAUACUCAAUAAAGUCGACAAAAUCAAGAAAAAAAAAGUAUUAUUAGAGUUAGUUGAUGUUCUGACCAGUGAUAAAAAUUGGCCAAACUUUUCCGACAUUUUCAUGAGUUAUCUACUUGACUCAGCUAAGCCUCGAGAUUGGGACUACGAAUCAAAAAAAAUUUCAAGUGAUUCGCCCGAAUCAAUAAUUGAGCAGACAGUACGUGCUAAAUUCAUGGAUGCAUUACCGAAUGAAUUGCCAUAUGCCAUAAUAGUUCAGUUGGAACAUUAUUCAGUUUUAAAAGAUGACAGUAUAAGUACUGUCGUUGCUGUACUAACUCCAAGCGAUCGUAUUUCAAAUCUAGUUAUGGGUAAAGGUGGAUGUCGUGUUCGCGCUGUUGCUAAAGCAGUUGAGCAAGAAUUAUCUCAAGCUUUUAGUACAACUGUCAGAUUGAAAAUAGCUGUUAAAUUUUCUGAACUUAAAGAUGAGCCGGAAUUUAAAUAUUGA
This is a messenger RNA of Cotesia congregata, 1017 nucleotides long. NCBI's taxonomy places the organism in Eukaryota, Metazoa, Arthropoda, Insecta, Hymenoptera, Braconidae. The record is from the annotation of a GenBank genome assembly.